Loa loa (African eye worm) is the source of this 4179-nucleotide messenger RNA. RefSeq names its product CBR-TCER-1 protein. Bases 49 to 3504 code for a protein of 1151 amino acids. The record is from RefSeq and is a predicted model, not a curated record. Gene Ontology annotation, molecular function: transcription coregulator activity; RNA polymerase binding. Gene Ontology annotation, cellular component: nucleus. The transcript is spliced from 22 exons. NCBI's taxonomy places the organism in Eukaryota, Metazoa, Nematoda, Chromadorea, Rhabditida, Onchocercidae.
GUUUUAGGAUAUUUGGUUAAUUCACGAAAUAUCACCGCGCACUAAAUAAUGGAAAUUGAUGAACAUGACGAAUCGGAGCAGCAACAGCAGCAAGAUUACGGUGAAGUCUCCGAACAUACUGCAGUUUCUUCAUCCUCGUAUGAUGAUAUAAAAAUGACCACAAACGAGGAUGAACAAGAACAACAAACACAGGAGCACGAACAUUAUGAAGGAAUGGAACAUGAACAUCAUGAGGGAGUAAUGGGUGAUAGCAGUCUGAAUGGUAUGAUGAGAGAGGAAAUGGACCAUCAGGAUGACGAGAAGCAUUGUCGGCAACACCAGGAGCAUGAAGGACAUCACUUUAAGAAUGGGAUGGAUGAACACCACGAUGCUGGUGGUGAAGAAGGUGGCGAGUAUGACAGUGCUCAUCGAGGUGGACAAGAACAUGAUGAUUUUGAUAAUUAUCAACCUUAUUCGGAACGAGGGCCAGAUCGUGAACAUGGCGAUUAUCGGGGUGAAGAAUUCCAUGGCGAUGAUUAUCGUGGGGAAGAAUACCGUAGUGGUAGCGAUGAUUUUCGAGGUGGAUUUCGUGGACGUGGUGGCUAUCGUGGUGGAGGUGGUGGUAUGUCACCUUAUGGUUAUGGGCCGCAAAGUAUGGGUGGUGGUGGUUGGCGUCCGCGGGGUCCAGGCAAUUGGAGGGGUGGGCGAGGUAUGUAUGGUGGCGGUCCACGAGGAGGUCCUUAUGGAAAUGGUGAUAUGGAUGAUGGAUAUGGUUACGAUCGUUCAAGGGGUGUCCGUGGUGGUUUCCAGCGCAUGCGUGGCGCUUACGGAAUGCGUGGCCCACGACCUGGUUAUAUGGGCGAUGGACGUGGUAUGCGAGGUCCACCAUUCCAACCACGUCCUCCGUUUUAUCCACCAUAUCCGGGAAUGCCUCCAAUGGGAAUGCCGCCGAUGGCUCAUCAAAUGCCUGUCCAGCAAACGCCUCAACAGCAAGCAGAAAGGUUGAAAAAGCUUGCGGGCGUUUCACCAGAUCAGGAGUUGUGGGUAGAAACAAAGUCACCGGAUGGAAAGCCCUACUACUAUAACGCUGUAACACGUGACACGGUAUGGGAGAAACCAGAAAAUGCCAAAGUAAUGGAGCAAAGUGAACUACAAGCUUUGGUUGAAAAAGAUGCGAAAGAGGAAAAAGAACAAGCUGCUUCUCAAAGUGCUGCUGGUGGAUAUGGAUCUGGUGUACCACCACAAAUGGCCGCUGGUAUGCCGAUGGGUGGAUAUCCACCAAUGAUGCCACCACCAGGCUUUCCUAUGAUGCCACCUAUGAUGUUUCCCCCACGUGGUCCAAGUUACCCACCUAUGUUCCCUGGUGUUCCUCCAGCUUAUCCGAUGCCUGUUCCUGGAAUGCCGCCCGUUGUGCCGGCAGCUAUUGGUCCUGGUACUGAUGGUGUUCCAGUGUCACCAGAGGCUGCGCUUUGGCAAGAAUAUACAGCACCUGAUGGACGUAAAUACUACUACAACACUCAAACCCAAGAAACGACGUGGGAUAAACCAAAAGUGCUUGAAGCUUCUACUGCUGCCGGUGGCACUGGUGAUUCUACUGAGAAUAAUACUAAUACACCAACUUUCACGGAAGCUCAACAGCAAGCUGCAGCUUUAGCACAACAGCAGGUGCAAGCUCAAUUAGCGGCAGCUAAAGCAGCUGCAGAAGAAGCGAAAAAACAUGAAGAGGAAUCGGCAAAGGAGUCAGAAACUGUUGAAGCGAAGCAAGUGGAUAAGUCGAGACCCGUUAGCAGUAAUCCUGUGGCUGGCACUCCUUGGUGUGUGGUAUGGACAGGCGACCGUAAAGUUUUCUUUUAUAAUCCGUCAACACGUACAUCAGUCUGGGAAAGACCACCAGAGUUGUACAAUCGGCCAGAUGUCGAUUUAUUAGUAUCGAAGCCACCGGAAGAGAAAAAGUCGGAAAUUGUCAAAAAAGCCGAUGAUGAAGGGAAGACGGUGAGUUCGGAGGAGAGCGAUGAUGACGAAGAAAAUGCGCCACCAGCAGCUAAAAAGAGUCGAAAAGAAAAGAAGCUAGAGAAACAGCGGCUAGAACAAUUGGCAGCGAAAAAAGAGAAGGAUAGGCCAAGGCAGAUGCUUGAGAAACAAGUUGAUCCAGCAAUUCAAGCAGAAUUACAAGCACAAAAAGAGAGAGAAGAGGUACCGUUCGAGCGUAGGCUGCAGGAAUUUAAAGAAAUGUUAACAGAGAAAAAUGUUAGUGCUGGAAGCACCUGGGAGAAGGAAUUAUCUAAAAUUGUAUUCGAUAAGCGUUAUCUACUUCUGAAUGCUGUGGAGCGGAAAGCUGCUUUCGAAGCAUAUGUUCGUGAACGAACUGAGAUUGAACGAGCUGAGAAAAAAAGACGUGCUAAGGAAGCACGAGAAAAUUUUAAGAAUUUGCUCGAAGAGGCCAAAUUACAUGGAAGGUCGUCGUUUUCAUCGUUUGCUUCGAAGUGGGGCAAAGAUAGUCGAUUCAAAGGUGUUGAAAAAAUGCGCGAUAAGGAGGAUAUUUUUAACGAAUAUGUUCAAGAGCUAGAGAAGAAGGAAAAAGAAGAACGCAAAGAGAGGAAGGAAAAGAUUCGUAAGGAUUUUGUUGCAAUGCUUAUGGAGAAGAAUAUUACUUCUCGGACGAAGUGGUCCUCAUUGAAAAAGCAGUUGGAAGAUGAUGAACGUUAUAAAGCUGUUGAUCGAUCAUCAAGUCGUGAAAGUCUUUUCCGUGAAUAUCAGGAUACACUGCCAGAAGAAUCUAAUUCAGAUAUCGAAGAGGAGAAUGACCGUCAAAAGCGCGUUGCUGCCGAAGCUGCCAUUGAGGAACGUAAGAAGGAGGUGGAAGCUGAGCUAGGUGAACAACUGAAAGAAAGAAGUAAAGAACAUGAAAAGCAUAAAUAUCAGGAACAUGAAGAAUCUUUCAAAGCAUUGUUGAUUGAUUUGAUAAAAUCAGCUGAUUAUACAUGGCAUGAAGCCCGUCGAAUUUUACGGAAAGACUCACGUUAUGAAAAUUGCGACCUUUUGGAAAAAGAUGCUAAAGAAAGGUUGUUCGAUGCACAUGUUCAACAUUUGGAGAGAAAAAGACGAGAAGUUUUUUUCCAGUUGUUAAAUGAAACAAAAGAUAUUACACCUAGUAUGAAGUGGCGCGAAGCUAAAAAAAUUAUUGAGAAAGAUGAACGAUUCGCAAAAUUCAACAUUAGUGAAAGGAAAACAGAACGUGAUUACAAAGAAUGGAUGGAGGAACGGAAAGAAGCAGUAAUGAAAGAUUUCAAAGAUUUAUUAAAAGAGACUAAAAUUAUUACCUACAAAUCUUUAAAAAUGAUACAAGAAAACGAACAGCAUCUUCGUGACAUACUUGCGGUACUCGAGAAUGAUAAGCGAUAUAUCGUAUUGAAUAAUGCCCCGGUAGAGCGAGAGCGAUUACUGGAACAGUAUCUGGAAGAGUUGGACAAGAAAGGUCCACCACCACCACCCACGCAGCAGGAAGCUGACAGACGUCGAAAAUAAUUCCAGUUUUUCCCUUCUUAGUUGGUAAAAUUUUUAUUAAAUAUUGACAUUGUUCGAACUCGUGAGGGUUUAUCAUUUUAUCAGACGUUCGUUUUUCUAUAAAAUUCAGAGCGGUAAUUUGUUUUGACCUCAGUUUUUUGCUGCUUUUUACUUGCAUUGUAAUGAUUGAAACAUUGAUUCAGAAUGGCGCUCUUCGAUUCCAUUCCGAAUCUGAAAGUUUGAGUUACUGCACAUUUUUUCAAGUUUUGCUGUUAACCAGUUCUAAUCGUUGAUUUGUUAAAGCAUGCUAAAACAGAUUCUGAAAUGGAACGGUUUUUACUUUUUGUAAGACGUCAUCUUACUAACAAUACCAGAACUCUACUGGGGUAGAUAAGAUAUCUGUUGAAUCAUGUGGGGUAGAUAAGAUCAUCUGUUGAAGACAUGGAGAUAAUCGAGUUUUGAUUGUUCUUAAUUUUCUUUCUGUCAAGAGUUUUUCAGCUAGUGGAAGUUAGGGAAGUAGUGUUCCACAUUAGUUUAUUUUCCAAAUGUUACCUGGAAGCUGCUUACUUUUUUGCAUUUUACAUCCCUUAAUUUUUUUCCCGAUCACUAGCACUCUCCAGCAAAUUAGCCAACAAUUUUACGGCUCUUAGGUUACUAUUUACUUUAUUGUCUGCUGCGGAUAUCUGUUCAGAAGUU